Messenger RNA from Corticium candelabrum, 1298 nucleotides. Its product is annotated as DNA polymerase alpha subunit B-like. Gene Ontology annotation, biological process: DNA replication initiation; DNA replication. The transcript is spliced from 11 exons. NCBI's taxonomy places the organism in Eukaryota, Metazoa, Porifera, Homoscleromorpha, Homosclerophorida, Plakinidae. Bases 36 to 1067 code for a protein of 343 amino acids. Gene Ontology annotation, molecular function: DNA binding. Gene Ontology annotation, cellular component: alpha DNA polymerase:primase complex. The record is from RefSeq and is a predicted model, not a curated record.
AAAUUGAAUGCAACCUAACUAAUACAACACCUAAAAUGGAGGUGUUAGUUACUGUGGGUCGCAUUUGUUGUGAUGCUGAAGGCAAAAUGAAUUCUUCUUCAGUGCUUUUGGAAGGCUCGCUGAAGACAUCUGGUGGACAAUCUGUUCAUCUGAGCUUGUCAGGUGUUGAAGAGUACAGUUUGUUCCCAGGACAGGUGGUUAAUGUGGAAGGAAGGAAUGGAAGUGGGACAGAGCUAGCUGCAUCAACAAUACAGGAUGAUGUGGCACUGGAUCGUUUACCUCUUUCAUCUCAGUUGACAGAGCCUUUAUCUGUUGUGGUUUCUUGUGGUCCAUUUUCAACUUUUGACAACUUACUUGAUGAACCACUGAAUGAGCUGAUUGGAACAUUGGACUCUCAGCCACCAGAUAUUCUCAUUCUUAUUGGACCGUUUGUUGACGCAGAACAUCCACUUAUCAAGGACUCCAAAGUAAACAAAACAUUUGAUGAACUGUUUAAAGUAAUGGCCAAAGACAAACUGGAUAAAAUGUUAAAGUGGAAAACAUCUGUUUUGGUAGUGCCUUCUUUACGUGAUGUUCACCAUCAUUGUGUAUAUCCACAGCCACCACUUCAGCUGGAAGAUAAAUAUGAGAAUGUGUACUUUCUUUCCAAUCCAUCAACAGUUUCAUUAAAAGGAGUAACUUUUGGCAUUACAUCAACUGAUGUUUUAUUCCAUCUUGGCAACCAUGAAAUAAACAAAGGAAUAACUGGUGAUCGCUUGGGACGAUUGUGCCACCAUCUGCUCAAGCAGCAAAGCUACUAUCCUUUGUAUCCUCCUCAUAAAUCAGUCAGUAUUGAUUACGAGCAAUUUAUGUCAUACGGAAUGAUGCCUGUUGCUCCUCAUGUUCUUUUACUUCCAUCUGAUUUGAGAGUGUUUACAAAGGAUGUGGCUGGCACUCUGUGUGUAAACCCAGGUCGGCUUGCAAAACGCCAUGGGGGUGGUACAUAUGCUCGACUAAUGAUAUUUCCGGAGACAGCAAGUCAUGGGAGCAUCAUCAGCAGCACUGUUGCAGAUGUAGUCCGAGUGUGACUAAUUGUAACUUUGUUGAUCAGUUGGAUAGACAAAAUCCAUCUGUCAUUCAUUUGCUAGCAUUGAUGACCCAGCAGCGUAGCCUGCAUUCCGUGAUUGGGGGGAACAGAUCGUAUCUCUAUGUUUGAAGAUUAAUAGUGUGACUGCCGGUAAUAACUGCUUAUGUACGUUUAUGUGUAAUGGUACGUAUAGGUAUGCAUUUAUACUGAGUCUUAGAAGGAGCAUUCCGGA